UUUUCCGUUUCUCGCGAAAAUAUCUUCUCUCUUCUUCUUACUCCAUCUCCAUCUCCACACCUCAAAUCUCUCUCUCUUGUGUCCGUCAAUCUCUCUCCUCUUUGAAGAUCCGAAACUGACUCAUGAUUGCUCGGUUGCUUCACCUCCAGCUCAUAGCUCGCCGUUUAUGAACCAAUCAAUCUGACAUAGAGAGCGGCAGUGGUCUGGAGGUUUCGGAUUAUCCUCCCCGGAAACAAACCCUACCGGGUGGAAGCAGCCAUGGGCGAAGAAGUGAAGAUGACUGAGUACGAGAACGGCAUCGAGGACGACGAUGAGGAUGACAACUCUGGUGGUGAUGAUGAUCGCGUUCUCGAGUGGGAGGCCGGGUUGCCGGCCGCCGACGAUCUGACCCCCCUCUCCCAGGCCUUGAUCUCGCCUGAGCUGGCCUUGGCUUUCAGCAUCUCCCCCGAGCCCUCCCGGACGCUCCUGGACGUCAACCGCGCCUCGCAGACCACCCUCGCGAGCCUGCGCGGCAACUCCGCCCAGUCCCAGGGCUUUUCCACCAAUAACAACUUCAAGUCCUUCGCUGAGAACCGUGACCCGAUGGCUGUGGAUCAGGACGAUGUGGAUCGCACAGACUCCCGGAAAUCGAGGAGGAUUGAGUCCCCUGAAGAGGCGGAUUCCGCCCUCCGGGCGGAUAAUUCUACCGAUGAUCCAUCCGCGAGGACGCUGAAGAGGCCGCGAUUGGUCUGGACUCCGCAGCUACACAAGCGAUUCGUGGAUGUGGUCGCGCACCUGGGAAUAAAAAACGCGGUGCCUAAGACGAUUAUGCAGCUGAUGAAUGUCGAGGGGUUGACUCGGGAAAAUGUGGCCAGUCACCUGCAAAAGUACAGGCUCUACUUAAAGCGGAUGCACGGGCUGUCUAAUGAAGGCCCAUCCUCAUCGGAUCAGUUGUUUGCAUCCACUCCAGUUCCACAGAGCUUGCAUGAGAGCGGAGGGGCUCAUAGUGCGCAUGGAAAUGGGCACAUUCCGGUCCCAAUUCCAAUGUCCUACGGGGCCCCACAGAUGAUGUCCAUGCCUAUGUACGGAAUGGCCCAUCAUGGGCAUAUGGGGAUGCAAAUGGGAAAUCCAGGCGGAAGUGCCCCCGGAUAUAAUGGGUUCGACUCGAACCCGUAUAUGAUGCAGCAGAGGGACUGGUUAGGGAACAGGUAUGGGUCAGUUGUGUCAUAUCCAGAGUCUGCUACCCCGAAUGACAAGUGAGGUGCAGCAAUAGCUGCAUUUCGCCGGCAGUAUCAGACAUAGAGCCAAUGAGAUAGUGCGUCAAGAUCAGUAAAUUGUUUUCAGCCGAGUUCAUCUUGAUGUUCAAGGUCCCUUCUGCAAUUGGUACUCCAUGAAAAUGCGCCAGUUAUAAUUGCUGUUUCGAAGACAGAUGAUUAUUAACUUGUACCAUUUUCCUUGAUCCAGACAGUUAUCUUCUUGGACUGAAAAUUGGUAUUCCUUUUUAAAUUAACAUCGUCUUUUUUUGUUAUCA
This is a messenger RNA of Punica granatum (pomegranate), 1510 nucleotides long. NCBI's taxonomy places the organism in Eukaryota, Viridiplantae, Streptophyta, Magnoliopsida, Myrtales, Lythraceae. The record is from RefSeq and is a predicted model, not a curated record.